AUGGCCCUCCUACACAUCCUCAUCACCCUGGCGCCCUGCAUGGUCGGCGCGACCUGCUACCGCGGCUACCAGUCCGCCUACAGCUUCGACGCCGGCGACAGCCCUCACCCGGACUGGAUGGCCGCGAUCCCAGACGACGUGCACCUGACGAGCCUGAGCAUCCCGGGCACGCACGACACCAUGACGUACGGAAUCGCGUCGCAGACGCUACAAUGCCAGAACUGGAACCUGAGCACGCAACUGGCCAGCGGGCUGCGCUAUCUCGACAUCCGGGCGCGGGUGAGGGACGACGAGCUGCACAUUUACCACGCGAACGGGUACACGGGCUUCAGCUACGAGCAGGUCCUGCUGGACGUGUUUGACUUUUUAGAUGCGCACCCUUCGGAGGCGAUCAUCAUGCGUGUCAAAGAGGAAGGGGGCCCGAUUGGGACCAACAACUCGGCUUCGUUUGAGGAUGCGUUUCGCUAUCACCACUGGGCGUCUCCGACGACGGCGCCCGGCUCGGCGAAGCACCUGCAUACUUAUGACUUCGCGGCGCCGAUACCGACCCUCGGGGAGCUGCGCUCGAAAGUCUUCAUCCUGCAGAACUUUGACGCGCGGGACGGCGGGCCCUACGGGCUGCUGUGGGAGGGCCCCGAGAUGGUGCUCGAGGAUCUGUGGGUGAUUCCGGACGUGUACCACCUCGCGGAGAAGUGGACGGCCAUUCGCGACGCGCUGGAGUACGCGGCGCUGGCGCCCGACGACAACAGGUUCCUGUAUCUGGCGCACCUGUCGGCGUCGGUGGGUGUCUUGCCCAUCGAGGCCGCCGCGGGGCCGAUGAACAGGACGAUUCAGGGCAUGAACGACAUGACGGGGCAGUAUCUCGAGGAUGCGUCGGGCAAUGACGACCUGGCGAGGGUUGGGGUCGUGAUUGUGGAUUUCCCGGGGAGGAGGCUGAUUGAGACUGUGCUCAGGUGGAAUGCUUGGUUGCGGUGA
This is a messenger RNA of Trichoderma reesei QM6a, 975 nucleotides long. Its product is annotated as phospholipase C. Lineage: Eukaryota; Fungi; Ascomycota; Sordariomycetes; Hypocreales; Hypocreaceae. Gene Ontology annotation, molecular function: phosphoric diester hydrolase activity. The transcript has a single exon. The record is from RefSeq and is a predicted model, not a curated record. Bases 1 to 975 code for a protein of 324 amino acids. Gene Ontology annotation, biological process: lipid metabolic process.